Aphanomyces invadans is the source of this 1552-nucleotide messenger RNA. RefSeq lists its product as hypothetical. Gene Ontology annotation, biological process: protein polyglutamylation; microtubule cytoskeleton organization. The record is from RefSeq and is a predicted model, not a curated record. NCBI's taxonomy places the organism in Eukaryota, Oomycota, Saprolegniomycetes, Saprolegniales, Verrucalvaceae. Gene Ontology annotation, molecular function: tubulin-glutamic acid ligase activity; tubulin binding. The transcript has 5 exons. The coding region runs from base 16 to 903 and encodes 295 amino acids. Gene Ontology annotation, cellular component: cilium.
AAACGACACACGACGAUGAGCCGCAAGUUCAAGUGGAAGGUCGACGCGGAGAAGCACGUCGUGGUGUGGAAUUUUGAGCGCCGGGGAUGGCAGAAAACGGAAGGGAACGACUGGAACAUCUACUGGGCGAACAAGCAGAGCAUCAAGAGCAUGUUCAACCCCGAGAACGGCGUGCGCCUCACAGACGGGCAAUACGUCAACCAUUUCCCCAACCACUACGAGCUCACGCGGAAAGAUCUCAUGGUGAAAAACAUCAAGAGGUACAAGAAGGAAGCAGAGAAAGACCCGGCGCUCGUCGAAAAGCUCGACUUCAUCCCGGUUACGUACACGCUACCUGGCGACUACUCGCUCUUUGUUGAGGAAUUCCGCCGAAACCCGAACGUGAUGUGGAUCAUGAAGCCGUGCUCGAAAGCGCAAGGAAAGGGCAUUUUCAUCAUCAACAAGUUGUCCCAAACCAAGAAAUGGGCCAACGCCAAAGCAGUCGAGGGCUACGUCGUGUCGCGGUACAUCGAGAAUCCGCUGCUGAUCGGCGGCAAAAAGUUCGACUUGCGCAUGUACGUCCUUGUGACGUCGUAUCGGCCGCUGCAGGCGUUCGUGUACUCGGAAGGGUUUGCGCGGUUCUGCAACGUCAAGUACUCGUCCGACAUUGACGACAUGGACAAUCCAUUCAUGCACUUGACCAACGUCGCGGUGCAAAAACACAACGAAGACUACAAUAACAAGCACGGUGGCAAAUGGAAUAUCUACAACCUCCGCCUCUACGUCGAAGCCACACGGGGACGGGUACGACCGUCUGCUUCGUGCGCAUGUUUAGAGUGGUCUCGACCGCGUGGUGGUGGAUGCUUGGUCCAGCACGUCGUUGCACAUUUCGAUGACACAUGGGCUCGGUGGAAUCAUUGUUAGGGUGCGGCGGACAAGAUGCUGUCGGCCAUUCACAAUAUCAUGGUGCACUCGUUGAAAGCCGUCCAAAACGUCAUCAUCAACGACAUCCACAGCUUCGAGUGCUAUGGCUACGAUAUCAUCGUCGACAGCGACCUCAAACCGUGGCUCGUCGAGGUAAAUGCAUCGCCUUCGCUCACGACGACGACCAUCGAAGACCGCAACAUGAAAAGCCGUUUGCUCCGCGACGUGCUCGAGUUGGCCGUCGUGAACGACGCCGUCGACCAGCGCCGGUCGUUCCAACCGCCGGAAUUGAGCGCGACCAACGGCUUUGAGUGGCUCAUCAACGAAGCGUCCGUGCUGGAAGCGGAGAAGUUGCACAAGAAAGCGUCGCGUAGGAACGCGACUGAGUGGAGAUAAGGAUCGAUGAAUGAACCGAUCGGCCGUGCACCGCGUGGUGCGAUGGACGCCGUCGCUGCUCACAACGGCAAUUGCCUUGCAUGCGAUGUAGAACGUCGCGCACCCUGCAAAACCCAUGCGGCACGUCAAGUCGCGACCGUUGAACAACACGCCACCUCCGCUGCGAAAUGCGUUAACUCAAUGCAGUUCGGCAUAGACGAGUCGAAUCGCAAAGACAAUUCACGCAAAGAGCGCAUAUAUCGUUGCGUUGAUC